Messenger RNA from Lathyrus oleraceus (garden pea), 456 nucleotides. RefSeq lists its product as uncharacterized. The record is from RefSeq and is a predicted model, not a curated record. The transcript has a single exon. NCBI's taxonomy places the organism in Eukaryota, Viridiplantae, Streptophyta, Magnoliopsida, Fabales, Fabaceae. Bases 1 to 456 code for a protein of 151 amino acids.
AUGCCUUUUCGACUGACAUUUGGUCACGAUGCCAUAUUGCCAGUAGAGAUCUACUUACAGUCUGUCAGAGUCCAACGUCAAAACGAACUUCAGUCAGAACAGUACUGGAACAUGAUGUUCGACAAAUUGGCUGAUUUAGACAAAGGAUUGGUCGCGACCGAAAUGCUGAUCCGACAGAAGGAGCGCGUAGCCAAGGUAUACGAUAGAAAGGUAAGGGAAAAAACCUUUGCUGAUAAUGAUUACGUCUGGAAAGUAAUCUUGCCUAUGGAUCAUCGAGAUCGAACCCUAGGUAAAUGGUCUCCAAAGUGGGAAGGACCAUUCCAGGUAACUCGAAAAUACAGUAACAAUGCAUAUGAGAUCGAAGAACUUGAUGGGGGUCAAAGGGUCUUAAGGGUAAAUGGGAAAUACUUGAAGAAAUAUAAACCUAUGCUACCAGAGAUCCAGAUCCAAGCAUAA